AUGAAAGUCCAUUAUAUUAAUAUAUUAUUGUUUGCUCUUCCAUUAAAUAUAUUGGAACAUAAUAAAAAUGAACCACACACCACACCACAUCAUCCACCAAAUACCAGGCUAUUAUGCGAAUGUGAAUUAUAUUCACCUGCCAACUAUGAUAGUGAUCCCGAAAUGAAAAGGGUAAUGCAACAAUUUGUGGAUCGUACAACACAACGAUUUCACGAAUAUGAUGAAAGGAUGAAAACUACACGCCAAAAAUGUAAGGAUAAAUGUGACAAAGAAAUUCAAAAUAUUAUAUUAAAAGAUAAAUUAGAAAAACAAAUGGAACAACAAUUAACCACAUUAGAAACAAAGAUAGAUACCAAUGAUAUACCCACAUGUGUUUGCGAAAAGUCGUUAGCAGAUAAAACAGAAAAAUUUUGUCUGAACUGUGGGGUGCAACUAGGAGGUGGUGUGUUGCAAGCUUCGGGUUUAUUAGGAGGAAUUGGUCAACUUGGGCUAGAUGCAUGGAAAGCAGCCGCGUUGGUAACUGCUAAGGAACUUGCCGAAAAAGCCGGUGCAGCUAAGGGUUUGGCUGAAGGUAAUGCCCAUGGUAUGAAAAUAGUUAUUCAUCAUUUAAAAGAAUUGCAUAUAGAUAAAUUAGUUCCUGGAAUAUGCGAAAAAAUUUCUAGUACAGGCCAUUAUGCUAAUAUUACAAAUUUUGCUAAUACUAUUAUUCAACAACGUGGGACGAUGUGUGGGGCGUCGGGGAAAAAUCUUGGUAAGGAUAUGUGCACAAAAAUUAGUAUUAAGUUAGGUACACUUAAACCAGAUGGUAUUAGACCAGGUCUUCCAGACAAGGAUGCUGUAACAAAAGUGUUAAACGGACUUGUUGAACAAGCUGAUAAAGCUGCUGCUCACGUUACCAAGACUACUAGUGAAAGUGUUACUGCUGCAAUAAAAGCUCGAGAGACCGCUUUGAUAGAAGGUAGAUUUGAAAGUUCCAUUACUUCUAUAAAUGCUUCGAUUAUUGCAAUUAUAGUAAUAGUUUUAAUUAUGGUAAUUAUUUAUUUAAUUUUACGUUAUAGACGAAAAAAAAAAAUGAAGAAAAAACUCCAAUAUAUCAAAUUAUUAGAAGAAUAG
Messenger RNA from Plasmodium falciparum 3D7, 1113 nucleotides. RefSeq names its product rifin. Bases 1 to 1113 code for a protein of 370 amino acids. NCBI's taxonomy places the organism in Eukaryota, Apicomplexa, Aconoidasida, Haemosporida, Plasmodiidae. The transcript is spliced from 2 exons. The record is from RefSeq and is a predicted model, not a curated record.